Messenger RNA from Dissoconium aciculare CBS 342.82, 2037 nucleotides. Its product is annotated as t-complex protein 1 subunit zeta. Gene Ontology annotation, molecular function: ATP hydrolysis activity; ATP binding; ATP-dependent protein folding chaperone. Lineage: Eukaryota; Fungi; Ascomycota; Dothideomycetes; Mycosphaerellales; Dissoconiaceae. Bases 106 to 1737 code for a protein of 543 amino acids. Gene Ontology annotation, cellular component: chaperonin-containing T-complex. The transcript has 2 exons. Gene Ontology annotation, biological process: protein folding. The record is from RefSeq and is a predicted model, not a curated record.
GACCGCCUUCGAAGUGUAAAUCCGACAUCGUAACCUGCAACACUCACACCUUUACUUGACUGCCGCCAAACUGAGCAGUUUCCUACUAAAUUCUGAGCGGUAAUCAUGUCCGCAGCACAGCUUCUCAACCCCAAGGCCGAGUCACGGCGCCGCGGCGAAGCUUUGCGUGUGAACAUUUCCGCAGGAGAAGGUCUACAAGAUGUGUUGAAAUCAAAUUUGGGCCCGACCGGCACCUUGAAGAUGCUGGUGGAUGGCGCCGGAGGUAUCAAGCUCACAAAGGACGGCAGUGUGCUGUUGAAAGAGAUGCAAAUACAAAAUCCAACUGCGGUCAUGAUUGCUAGAGCAGCAACAGCACAAGAUGAGAUCACGGGUGAUGGAACUACAAGUGUUGUCUUGAUGGUAGGCGAGCUUCUGAAGCAAGCAGAUCGAUACAUUAGCGAAGGUCUUCACCCUCGAGUCAUCACAGACGGCUACGAACUCGCGAAGAAUGAAUCGCUUCGAUUUCUAGACGAGUUCAAGUUGGAGCGAGAAGUCGACCGAGAACUCCUGCUGUCAGUCGCCCGCACAUCACUAGCCACCAAGAUCAACUCCACCCUUGCCACUCAACUCACGCCAAGCAUCGUCGAUGCUGUGCUGGCCAUCUACCAGGCUCCGGCCAAGCCUGAUCUUCAUAUGAUUGAGAUCAUGACAAUGCAGCACCGUUCCGCGGCAGAUACACAGCUCAUUCGAGGUCUUGCUUUGGACCACGGUGCGAGACAUCCGGAUAUGCCCAAGGAGGUUUCCAAUGCCUUCAUCCUAACGCUGAAUGUCAGCUUGGAGUACGAGAAGAGCGAGAUCAAUAGUGGAUUCUACUACAACAGCGCAGAGCAACGCGAAAAAUUGGUCGAGAGCGAGCGAAGGUUCGUCGAUGACAAGCUGCGAAAGAUUGUUGAGCUCAAGAAGGAGGUUUGCGGGACAGACCCCAAGAAGGGCUUUGUUAUCAUCAACCAAAAGGGUAUCGACCCUCUUUCUCUUGACGUUCUGGUCAAGAACGGAAUUUUCGCCCUGCGGAGAGCCAAGCGAAGAAACAUGGAGCGUCUUCAGCUCAUCUGCGGCGGUGUCUCACAAAACAGUGUCGAUGAUCUCACACCGGAUGUGCUCGGCUGGGCCGGCAAGGUGUAUGAACAUCAAUUGGGCGAGGAGAAGUACACUUUCAUUGAGGACGUGAAGGACCCGAAGUCCGUCACCAUCCUCAUCAAGGGACCUAAUGGUCACACCAUUGCACAGAUCAAAGACGCCGUGCGCGAUGGUCUACGGUCGGUGUACAACAUGAUCGUUGAUGGAAGUGUUGUACCUGGUGGCGGUGCCUUCCAGGUAGCAUGUGCAAGACGUUUGACGUCGGACGAUUUCACCAAGCAAGUCAAGGGUAAAGCCAAAUGGGGUGUCUCAGCCUUCGCUGAUGCUCUGUUGAUCAUUCCUAAGACGUUGGCGGCGAACAGCGGACAUGAUGUCCAGGACUGCAUCGCUACGCUUCAGGACGAAUACGAUGACGGCAACGUUGCCGGUCUCGAUCUCAAGUCAGGUGAGCCUAUGGAUCCUGUCCAACAGGGCAUCUUCGACAGCUUCCGUGUCCUCCGCAACAGUAUUGCAAGCUCAACAGGAAUCGCGUCCAACUUGUUGCUGUGUGAUGAAAUGCUCAAGGCUCGGCAAAUGGGAAGGACUGGUCCGCCAGGCGGCGGAGACGGAGGCGACGAAUGAACGAUGCUAUGAGAUGAAAUAAAGCCAACGAAAAUGGGACAGCGACUUGCACGAGCACAGAAUUUGCCUGCAAGGCUUAUCAACAUGUUCUGGGUUAUUCCGCCUUGACGGAUCGAUGAGGUGAAAGGGUCUCGUGACAGCUUCCAGGAAGCAUCGUUGAAUUUCGAUUGCCUCACGCUGUGGCUAAUGUAGAAAAUGCGACCUCAAUGACCCUGAUCGACUGUUUGUUGUUAUGUUCCAGUGCUAAUAAGCUUUCCACCAUCAAUUUCAAUGCUGAUGCCGCAGCAUGGCAUGUUCGUC